AUGAAGCUUUUGAUCGUACUUGCACUGAUGGCAUCCGCCUACGGUUUUCCGCAGCACGAACAUCAUGAGUCAACCACGUUUAUUCCCAUCCUGAAGUACGACAAACAGCAAGGCGAAGAUGGCAGCUACAGGACGAUCUACCAAACGGGCAACAAUAUCGUCCACGAGGAGUCGGGCUAUCUGAAGGAUGCCUCUGAGGAUCAUCCGAAUGGGAUCCUGGUGCAACAGGGAGCCUAUUCGUACGAGGCACCAAACGGAGAGAUCAUCCAGGUGCAGUACACCGCUGACGAGAACGGAUUCCGUGUGCAAAGUGAUAGCCUGCCCACCACACCACCCGUGCCGCCGGCGAUCCAGGAAGGAUUGAAGGAAAUCUACGAGGGUAUUAAGCGCCGAGAGCAGGAGGCUAAAAAUAACCCCAAGUACGCCGAGGACGAAGCCAAGCGAGCUCAGCUGGACUAUAACGGCCAGUACUACAACCAGUAG
Messenger RNA from Anopheles nili, 483 nucleotides. RefSeq names its product endocuticle structural glycoprotein ABD-4 (gene Cpr49Ah). Gene Ontology annotation, cellular component: chitin-based extracellular matrix. The record is from RefSeq and is a predicted model, not a curated record. The transcript has 3 exons. Bases 1 to 483 code for a protein of 160 amino acids. NCBI's taxonomy places the organism in Eukaryota, Metazoa, Arthropoda, Insecta, Diptera, Culicidae. Gene Ontology annotation, molecular function: structural constituent of chitin-based larval cuticle.